AUGAGCCCUUUCUCACUCCCGUGCCCGCAGCAGCCCCAGGGCCACAGCCCCGUGCCCUGUGUCCGGGUCUGCCGGGCUCGCUCCGCACCAGCCCCGGGCGGCUGCCCGAGCCCCGUGGAUGCCGCAGGGCCGAGGGGAAAUCGGCUCGUACACGACCGGAGGAGAAUUACCCCUUGCUCCCGUUCCCUACGGCGGGCAGGUGUGGAAAAGAAGGUUCGCAGCAGUUCCGGAGCUGCACCGGGCAAGGAAGGCGGCGGCUGCGGGGCCUCAGCGCCGCCAUCCCGCAGUGCCCUCCGCUGGGGACACCGGGAAUUCCAGCGGCUUCCAGCGCUCCUGCCCCCGGGCUGCCCGCUGUGCCCUCCGCUGGGGACACCGGGAAUUCCAGCGGCUUCCAGCGCUCCUGCCCCCCGGCUGCCCGCUGUGCCCUCCGCUGGGGACACCGGGAAUUCCAGCGGCUUCCAGCGCUCCUGCCCCCCGGGCUGCCCGCUGUGCCCUCCGCUGGGGACACCGGGAAUUCCAGCGGCUUCCAGCGCUCCUGCCCCCCGGGCUGCCCGCUGUGCCCUCCGCUGGGGACACCGGGAAUUCCAGCGGCUUCCAGCGCUCCUGCCCCCGGGCUGCCCGCUGUGCCCUCCGCUGGGGACACCGGGAAUUCCAGCGGCUUCCAGCGCUCCUGCCCCCCGGGCUGCCCGCUGUGCCCUCCGCUGGGGACACCGGGAAUUCCAGCGGCUUCCAGCGCUCCUGCCCCCCGGCUGCCCGCUGUGCCCUCCGCUGGGGACACCGGGAAUUCCAGCGGCUUCCAGCGCUCCUGCCCCCCGGGCUGCCCGCUGUGCCCUCCGCUGGGGACACCGGGAAUUCCAGCGGCUUCCAGCGCUCCUGCCCCCCGGGCUGCCCGCUGUGCCCUCCGCUGGGGACACCGGGAAUUCCAGCGGCUUCCAGCGCUCCUGCCCCCGGGCUGCCCGCUGUGCCCUCCGCUGGGGACACCGGGAAUUCCAGCGGCUUCCAGCGCUCCUGCCCCUCGGGCUGCCUCCCCUCCCCUCCCGGGGCUUCUCCUCCCCGCGGGGCCCUGGAGGGGAGAUGGCAGCUCCCCGCUCCCCUGCGCGCACCGCUGCCGGCACACUCCGGCCAGGGCUGCAGCAAGCAGGGUAG
Molecule: messenger RNA, 1146 nt
Organism: Hirundo rustica (Barn swallow)
Lineage: Eukaryota; Metazoa; Chordata; Aves; Passeriformes; Hirundinidae
Product: nascent polypeptide-associated complex subunit alpha, muscle-specific form-like
Exons: 1
Coding region: 1-1146 (381 amino acids)
Source: RefSeq, a predicted model, not a curated record